This is a messenger RNA of Aspergillus lentulus, 372 nucleotides long. The record is from RefSeq and is a predicted model, not a curated record. Lineage: Eukaryota; Fungi; Ascomycota; Eurotiomycetes; Eurotiales; Aspergillaceae.
AUGUCGGCGCUGAACCUGGACCCGGAGCAUACAUCUUGCAUAGGAGGGCGGACCGUCUUAACCUGCCGGGACUGCGCAGGUAACGCACCAAGAGGAGCCGUAUGUGCCAGUUGCAAUGGACGCGGCUUUGGCAUCUUCAUCUGUGCGCAUUGCAAUCCGGCGGCUGCUGCUCUUACUGCCAGGAAUGCAGCCUCAUCUACUGAAGCAUCUACACUGUCCUCGCCUGCAUCACUAAGCCGCAGCUCGUCGACUUCGGUGUCGUCGCGGAAUGAUCUAGCAGCUGCUCGACCGUGGAGGCGCUUUGGAGAUGGCGACGGUGGUCCCGGAGGGGGGAGGAUUGGAACGAGUGCUAAUACGCCCCGGAGUGUAUGA